AGUUUAGCAUGACAGUUGCUCACCUAACAGCCGUUUGUUUACUAUUACGUCCAUUACAUAAAUAAAUGCAUAUCUCGCUGAAUUCAAGCACGUGCAGUUUCGAUUUUGACAUUUCCCUCACUCAUUUGUUAUCAGGAAAGUGCGGUUGUUAUUUAAUAUUAAGUUAUUGUUUGAAUUUGUGUCUGUACCAUAUUAAUAUAAUAUUAGUUAAUAAAAUGAAGCAGGUUCCAGAGUUGACGAAUUCACGUCCAGAAUUCAGAGAAGUUCCCACCCAAUUAAAUGAACACCUUUUAAAUUUAGGCGCACCACAUCUGGACUCAUUUGACCAAAUGCUUGAACAGGGUCUCUUGGAUUCUGCUAAAUAUAUGACACCGUUGGAAUUCAAUACUCCAGCUGGAGAAUAUGUUAAUUUAUAUAUCAAAAAUGUACGUAUAGAUCGACCGCAUGUGCCCUUAAAUGUAAUCGAUGUUAAAAAUCGAAACAUAUAUCCGACUGAAGCACGCCAGAGGCAUGAAUCAUAUGUUGGCAUGUGCACCGCCGUACUAGGAUGGAGUGUGAAUGGAAUUGAAAAAGCUCCAGUCGAUGUAGAACUAGGAGAAGUGCCAAUUAUGUUAAAAAGUAGGGCUUGUCACCUCCACAAUUUAACGCCUAAACAAAUGAUUGAAAAGGGAGAACACGAUUCAGAAUGGGGAGGUAUUUUUAUAAUUAAGGGCAAUGAAAAAAUUAUCAGGAUGCUGCUAAUGACCCGUCGAAACUAUCCAAUAACAAUUAAGCGUUCAAGUUGGAAAGAACGAGGCGUAAAAUUCAGCGAUAUCGGUGUACUAAUACGUAGUGUACGAUCUGAUGAAGUUUCAUUUAACAAUGUCCUGCACUAUUUAAAUGAUGGCACUGCAAAAUUAAUGUUUUCGCAAAUGAAAACUAUGUCAUACGUACCAGUUUGCCUCAUUUUGAAAUGUCUUGUAAACUUUACAGAUCAUGAAAUAUAUAAACGAUUAAUACUUGGAUAUGAAAAAGAUGAAUUUUAUUUAGCCUGUGUGCAAAGAAUGAUACAACAGGUACAUGAAGAAGGCUUUCACACACAUAUGGACUGUAAAAAUUACUUAGGAAAUGUUUUUCGGUCCAAGUUUUAUGAAGUGCCGUCAUGGAAAAGUGAUGCUGAAGUAACCGACUACAUACUGAAUGAGCGCAUCUUAAUACACUUGAGUACCCACAGAGAAAAAUUCGAUUUGUUGGUUUUUAUGAUACAAAAAUUAUUUCAAUGCGCGCAACAAAAAAACAAAGUUGAAAAUGUUGACUCUGUUAUGAUGCAAGAAGUAUUGCUAUCAGGUCACCUCUACCAAAAGUUCUUGAUGGACCGUGUAGAUAUUUGGCUUCAAAAUUGUAAAAGGUAUUUGCUAAAAAAGCUCGAAACCCCAGAUGCUUUACUUUCUGCACCACUUCUAAAAAAUUGUGUUCGCUUUGCGGGUAAAAUAUCGAGAUCAAUGGAAUCAUUUCUUGCUACAGGUAAUGCUCCAUCUCGCUCUGGAUUAGGAUUAAUGCAAAAUACUGGCUUAGUGGUGAUGGCUGAAAAUAUCAACAGAAUGAGGUAUAUGUCUCAUUUUCGUGCAGUCCAUCGUGGUUCAUUUUUUACAACAAUGCGCACAACCGAAGCUCGUCAAUUGUUGCCUGAUGCUUGGGGUUUCAUUUGUCCAGUACAUACUCCUGAUGGUACGCCUUGUGGUCUUUUGAAUCAUUUAACCGUUUCGUGCAAAAUAUCCACUUUACCGAAACAAGAACUCGUAGAAGCUAUACCAGCAGCACUAUUUGAUAAUGGCAUGUUCCCGUUGGAUUCCGAUUUUUUACCUGAUCCCUCGAAACUGUAUGUAGUGUUCCUAGAAGGCAAACAUUUGGGUUAUAUACGCAUAGUGGAUGCUGAAAAAAUUACUAACCAAUUACGUGCUUUAAAAAUCAAUGGACAAUUACCAGAAAUGUUGGAAAUAGCAUUCAUACCAUAUAAGAAAAAUGGUCAAUUUCCUGGUUUGUUUUUGUUUGUUAGUCCAGCGCGAAUGAUGCGUCCUGUGAGAAAUUUAGCUUUAAACAAGGUCGAGUACAUUGGUUCAUUAGAACAGGUAUAUAUGGAAAUUGCUAUUGACGGAAAAGAAGUCUAUCCUAAUUUUACAACUCACAUAGAAUUAUCAAAAACUGAUUUUCUAAGUAAUUUGGCUAAUUUAAUACCAAUGCCAGAUUAUAACCAAUCUCCAAGAAAUAUGUAUCAAUGUCAGAUGGGUAAACAGACGAUGGGUACUCCUUGUUUGAAUUGGCCAAAGCAAGCUGCAAAUAAACUUUAUCGACUGCAAACACCUACAACACCUUUAUUUCGACCAGUUCACCAUGAUAACAUAAGACUUGACGACUUUGCUAUGGGUACAAACGCGAUUGUUGCUGUUAUAUCGUACACUGGUUAUGACAUGGAAGAUGCCAUGAUUAUAAAUAAAGCAUCAUACGAACGGGGCUUUGCCUACGGCAGUAUUUAUAAAUCGAAAUUUAUUGAAUUAAGCGAUGGUAGCUAUUUUGCACGCAGUCCGGAGAUGCCAGAAUUGUUAAAGUAUCUUGAUAAUGACGGCCUUCCACAGCCCGGUUCACUUUUAACUACUGGAUGCCCAUUAUAUUGUUAUUUCGAUGUUAAUGACUCCACAUAUAAAGUUAAAAAGUUCGAUGAAAGCGAAGACAGCAUUGUGGAUAGUGUACGCUUCUGUGGAAGCUAUAAAGCGAAUUCACCGCGCAUGAUUUGCAUUACAUUAAGAGUACCACGACCGCCUACCAUAGGUGACAAAUUUGCUUCACGUGCUGGUCAAAAGGGCAUUUUGUCACAAAAGUGUCCAGCUGCGGACUUGCCGUUUACAGAAACAGGACUCAUACCUGAUAUUGUUUUCAAUCCUCACGGUUUUCCAUCUCGUAUGACAAUUGCUAUGAUGAUUGAAACAAUGGCAGGAAAAAGUGCUGCUAUACAUGGUCUAGUACACGACGCUACUCCAUUUACUUUCUCCGAAAACAGUACUGCAAUUGACUAUUUUGGCAAACUGCUCGAAGCAGGAGGCUAUAAUUAUUACGGCACCGAGCGUUUAUAUUCGGGAAUUGACGGUCGAGAAAUAGCAGCAGACAUUUUCUUCGGUGUGGUGCAUUACCAACGUUUACGUCAUAUGGUGUUCGACAAAUGGCAAGUACGUUCCACAGGUCCCAUUGAUACAAUAACUCAACAACCAAUCAAAGGUCGAAAACGUGGUGGUGGUGUACGUUUCGGAGAGAUGGAACGUGAUGCACUAAUAUCACAUGGCGCUGCAUAUUUAUUGCAAGAUCGUCUAUUUUAUAACUCUGAUAAAACAGAUGCGCUCAUUUGUUAUGACUGUGGCAGUAUUUUAGCACCGCUUGAAAAAAUAUUCAAACGCAACAGCAUUGGCAAACUACAGUCAGUACCUGGUACAUGUAGGCUAUGCAAUAAUGGAAAAAAUUUGGGCUACGUUGAAAUUCCAUACUCAUUAAAAUAUUUAAUCACAGAAUUAAGUUCUGUAAAUAUAAACGCUAGACUAAAACUUCUAAAAAUUUAAUUGUUUUUAUAUUUCUUUAAUAUAUUAAUUGUUUCUAUAUUUUUAAAUUGUGUCUUACAAACAAUUUUCUUGCUAUUCAUAUCUACAGAAAAUAACUUAAAUGAAUUAUUUUUCCACUUUUUUUUUUAAUUAUUUAACUAUUCAACAUAUUAACUACCUACACAAUGGUAGAGUUCAAUAGUAAUAUUUUAUAUUUACUGAUGUUCAGUUAUGGCAGAGUUCGAAAAAUAAUUGGAAAAAUAAAUUUUAUUU
Molecule: messenger RNA, 3836 nt
Organism: Teleopsis dalmanni
Lineage: Eukaryota; Metazoa; Arthropoda; Insecta; Diptera; Diopsidae
Gene: RpI135
Product: DNA-directed RNA polymerase I subunit RPA2
Exons: 6
Coding region: 66-3584 (1172 amino acids)
Biological process (GO): DNA-templated transcription
Cellular component (GO): nucleus; RNA polymerase I complex
Molecular function (GO): DNA-directed RNA polymerase activity; DNA binding; ribonucleoside binding
Source: RefSeq, a predicted model, not a curated record